AUGGAGCCUGGGCAAACAGCUGUGAGAGUGCGGCUUUGGACCGUUGCAAAGGGGCCUUCUUUGGGCUCCACAUCUGCAGGGCAUUGCAGAGCCGUGGGCCGCAGGCUGCAGCCAGAGCUGCCGCACAGCAAAACUGUGGCAGCCCAAGAAUCAGCGCACGGCUCUUCUGCAUCUUCUGAGACUUGCAGUUGCCAGAGGAACAGCAAGCAGGACAAGAAGAGCUCUGCAUCAGGAGGAGAAGGGGUUUGCUGGGCACAAGUACGGCAACAAGGCAGAGCAGCCGCUCUUGUGAGGUCACGGCAGCGGUGCCACGUCACAGAGCUGUCAGCACAGCGCCGUCCCGGGGCGCGCGGGGCCUCGCUGUCCAGAGCGGCUCUUGCGCUCGCUGGCUGCGGGAGGAUCCUUGUGAUCAAGGAGUUCUCAGCAGACGGCCUGCACCCCGAGAGGAGUCUCGCUUUUUCCCUCGGUGACAUUCAGUGUGCAAACCUGCAGAGCACUGCUAAAAUGAUCAAGCAAGUCUGUGCCGCGGUUUGCACCGUUUUUUCUAUUGCCUAUUCCAGCUACUACCUGCUGCAGCUGACUCGGGGCAUUGUGAGUCUGGGCCAGCCACGCAGAGGUACACUGGCAUUUGAAAACUUGGACGAGGGUAAGUGUGAUGCCUGCUCCUUAUACAAAAGCGUGGGCCAGGUCUUUGGCUGCUGCAAUAUCAAGAGUGAAGUCAGGCAAGCUCCAAACACGGUCAAACUCUGCCUUUCCCUCCUGCCACCUCUCAGGACUGCUGAGUCAGGGCAGUCCAAAGGCAUCAUCAAAGCCAACUGGGGAUUUGGAGCUGUUUAUAAAGCCCUCGAUGCCAGCACGGGACAACAGGUGGCCAUCAAGAAAAUUCGCCUUCAUGGGAAGAGAUCCGAGGAGCUGGCUGCCAAUGAAAUCCUGGCCAUGAGGGACAACAGGAAUGCCAAUAUUGUCACCUACUUAGACAGCUACCUGGUCCAUGGGGAACUCUGGCUGGCGAUGGAGUUGAUGGACGGCGGCACGUUGUCAGAUGUGCUCAGGGCAGUGUACCUGGAGGAAGGACAGGUCGGCGCUGUCUGUCGGGAGUGCCUACAAGGACUGCAUUUCCUUCACUCCCACCAAGUCAUCCACAGAGAUGUGAAAAGCAGCAACGUUCUUGUGGGCAUGGACGGAUCAGUCAAACUGGCUGACUUUGGCCUCUGCGCUCAGCUCAGCCCUGAGCGCAGCAAGCGCAGCUCCAGGGUGGGCACUCCCGGCUGGAUGGCACCAGAAGUGGUGAGAGGAGAAGCCUACGGCCCCAAAGUGGACAUCUGGUCGCUGGGGAUCAUGGGGCUGGAAAUGGUGCAAGGGGAAGCUCCUUUCCAGAAGGAAGCCCGUCUGAGGGUUGGUGAACUGAUAGAAAGGAACGGGCCCCCACAACUGCAGAACCCCCGGCACUCUCUGCGCCUCUUCCUGAGCUGCUGCCUGCAGGCAGACGAGGACGGGCGCUGGUCUGCCCAGGAACUGCUGGAGCAUCCCUUUGUGACUUCAGGCCAUCCUGCCUCCAGCCUGGCCGCUCUGAUCAUCUCAGCCAAGCAAGUGCGAGAGGAGUGGAAAGGGGAUGCCUGCUGUUUUGGCCCAGAUUCCCCCAUGCCCUGA
This is a messenger RNA of Oenanthe melanoleuca, 1650 nucleotides long. RefSeq lists its product as uncharacterized. Lineage: Eukaryota; Metazoa; Chordata; Aves; Passeriformes; Muscicapidae. Gene Ontology annotation, cellular component: cytoplasm. Gene Ontology annotation, biological process: regulation of actin cytoskeleton organization; protein phosphorylation; intracellular signal transduction. The record is from RefSeq and is a predicted model, not a curated record. Gene Ontology annotation, molecular function: ATP binding; protein serine/threonine kinase activity.